AUGGUGGAUCUCCUCCUUAACUUGUCCAUCUCAAAGUGCAUAACAACAUCACCCAAAUCAAGCUCUAUUUUCCCUUUCUUCACAUCAAUGAUAGCACCAGAUGUUACUAAGAAGGAUCUUCCCAAGAUAAGAGGAUCUAUAGGUUCUUCAGCAUAUUCCAAAACCACAAAGUCUGUGGGAAUCAAGUGGCCUUCAAUAUUCAGUGGAACAUCCUCUAAGACACCUUGUGGGAGUCUUUUGGAUCAAUCAGCUAGGAUAAGAGAGAUCCUAGUUGGCUUGAAAUCAGUCAUUCUAAGUCUAGCAGUAACAGAGGAAAGCAUCAAGUUUACACUGGAACCAAGAUCACAAAAAGAAUGA
Messenger RNA from Microthlaspi erraticum, 357 nucleotides. The record is from the annotation of a GenBank genome assembly. NCBI's taxonomy places the organism in Eukaryota, Viridiplantae, Streptophyta, Magnoliopsida, Brassicales, Brassicaceae.